AUGUUCCUUCUGAUGACCCUCUUUUUGUUCCUGCACAUAUCUUCUUCUUUAGGGAGGGAAGAAAAGUUCCCCUGCUUUGAGCAAAUCAACCCAUGAGUUCACAGAGAUGGAGACCUGGUCAUUGGUGGAUUUUUCCCUCUAUACUUGAUGGCAGUGAAGAGUUUCACAGGAGCUGAGCAUCCACACAAGGCUUGUAAUCCACACCAGUGGCUGCACAAAAAUUACCAGCAGGUCCUGGCCCUGAUGUUUGCUGUGGAGGAGAUCAACAGAAACCCCCGGCUGCUCCCUAAUACUACCCUGGGAUUUCCCAUCUACAACACCUACCAUAGUGAUGCCAGGACCUUGGAGAGCUCCCUGAGGCGGCUCUCAGGACAGGGCCAGACCACCCCGAAUUAUAGUUGUGAGAGGCAGGACAAGUCCAUGGCUGUUAUUGGAGGAGCCACAUCUGCUAUUUCUGUCCAGAUGGGGAUCCUUUUAGAGCUCUACAGAUUCCCACAGAUAAGCUAUGGCCCAUUUGAUCUUGCCCUGAGUGACAAGGCCCAGUUUCCUUCCCUCUACCAGAUGGCCCAUCAGGACUUCUCCUUGCAACUGGGCAUUGUCCAGCUGCUGUUACAUUUUGACUGGAAUUGGGUGGGACUGGUUGUCCCAGAUGACAUGAGAGGUGAGAAGUUUCUCUGGGACAUGGAAGGAGAGAUGAGAAGGAGCGAAGCCUGUGUGGCCUUCACGGAGAAGAUCCCUGUCAGUGAGAGGCGCCAUGCUGAACCCCAGAUGUCUUUCAUGCCCAGAAUUGUGGCAUCACCAGUCAAGCUGAUCAUCAUCCAUGGUGAUACAGACCCACUGAUGAUCCUGAGAUAUUCACAGCCACCAUUGUUUGUAAUUUGGAAGGUUUGGAUUAUCACGUCACACUGGGAUGUUACCAUGAGACUCUACAAUCACAAUGGUGUUGCUUUUCAUGGAGCUCUCAUAUUUUCACAUCAGACAAAUGAGAUUCCUGGUUUCAAAGCACUUCUCGGAACAGUCAGCCCAGCCACAUACCCAGGAGACAUUUUCCUUAAGGGUUUCUGGGUCUCAGCAUUUGAGUGCCCAGAUGAGCCGACCAAACUGGAGCAGGAAGACUGUUCACUGAACGCUUCAUUGGAGACGCUGCCCUUGCACUAUUUUGACACGACCACGUCCAGCCUCAGUUACUUCCUCUAUAAUGCUGUGUAUGCCAUAGCCUGGGCCCUUCGUGAAAUGUUCCAAGCUAGAUCAGAAAUGGGAUCUGUGGGAGAUGAAGGGUACCUGGUGCCACAACCCUGGCAGCUUCGCUCAUCUUUGAAGAAUAUUCACUUUAACAACACUGCUGGGAACCAGGUGGUUUUGGAUGAGGAAAAGAAUCCUGUGGCUAAAUAUGAUAUCAUGAACCUUGGGAUGCUGGCUACUUAUGAUGAAGUUCUGGUGAAAGGGGGGCAGUUUGACCCCCAGGCUCCACUUGGUCAAGAUUUCACCAUUUGUGAGAAGGAGAUACAUUAUAAACAGGACAUGGACAAUUGUGUGAAGUGCCCAGAAGAUCAAUAUCCAAACCUCCCAAAGGUAGUAACCUUCCUCCAUGUCCAAGAACCUUUGGGAUGGACUCUGACCUGCAUGGCUCUCUGCUUCUCUCUCCUCACAGUCCUCACCCUUAUUAUCUUUGUGAAGCAUCAAGAUACUCCCAUCAUCAAAGCCAAUAACCAGGUUCUCAGCUACACACUUCUCAUCUCUCUCAUCUUUUGCUUCCUCUGUUCUUUGCUUUUCAUUGGUCGUCCUACUACAGCAACCUGCCUUCUUCAGCAAACAAUAUUUGGAGUCGUGUUCACAGUGGCAGUUUCUUCUAUUUUGGCCAAAACCAUUAUGGUGUUUCUGGCUUUUAAGGCCACAAGACCAGGCAGCAGGAUGAGAAUGUGGGUGCAGCCUAAAGUCCAAGUCAUUCUCUGUGGGCUCUGGUUGGGGACCUCACCUCCCUUCUUAGGUACAGACAUUCACUCUGAAUCUGACCACAUCAUCAUUGAGUGUAAGGAGGGCUCUGUCAUUGCCUUCUACUGUGUCCUGGGCUACAUUGGGAUCCUAGCCCUGGGCAGCUUCAUGGUGGCUUUCCUGGUCAGGAACCUUCCCGACACCUUUAAUGAAGCCAAGUUCAUCACCUUUAGCCUGCUGGUCUUCUGCAGUGUGUGGGUUUCUUUCCUCCCCACAUACCAGAGUUCCAAGGGGAAGGCCAUGGUGGCCAUGAAGAUCUUCGCCAUCUUGGCCUCUAGUGCUGGGUUACUGGGCUGCAUCUUUAUUCCCAAGUGCUAUGUGAUCCUGCUAAGGCCAGAAAGGAACACACUAGAAAGGUUAAGGAAUAAAGCAGGUUCUAGAGCCAGGAACUUUGCCCCAGAGGCUCUUCCAGGGGCAUGAGAAAUACUGGAUAAAACAUCUACAUUAGCCAUAAAUAGCUAUAAUUUAAUAUCUUGGUGAUACUGCCCCUUCCCUGGCUGCACUAGUUAAGUCCUCCUCCUCACUUUUCCCACUGCUCUUAAUGGAAUAUUAACCUUCAGAUU
This is a messenger RNA of Phascolarctos cinereus (koala), 2555 nucleotides long. RefSeq names its product vomeronasal type-2 receptor 26-like. Gene Ontology annotation, molecular function: G protein-coupled receptor activity. Lineage: Eukaryota; Metazoa; Chordata; Mammalia; Diprotodontia; Phascolarctidae. Gene Ontology annotation, biological process: G protein-coupled receptor signaling pathway. Gene Ontology annotation, cellular component: plasma membrane. The record is from RefSeq and is a predicted model, not a curated record.